CCUACAUUUUGGUGUGCAACUCACAAACCAUAGCCUGUGGCAGCCUACCUGAUGGAUCUUGGGUAGCAUUCUGCCAUGGAGAGCCAUUCGGUGGAAUUUAUGGACCUCAGCGGGGCGCCAAAGCGGAAGGCAAAGAGCCUGACCAAUGACGGCCAAGCUGUGUGGUUUAUGUGCUUUCCCGGCGACGCCAUGUGCUGCUUCCAGGAGGACGAGCUGCGCCCCGACUCCGAGAUCAUGCACGGCGCGGGCUUGGUGAGCACCGGCGAGGAUGUGGCACAGGACUCCCAGGAAGGCGAUGUCUUCCACGAGGAGGUAAAGCAGAUCAAAGGGGAUGAUCACGGCUUUGCCAACAAGGCUUCAGGAGAGGACUUCCGGCUCAAAGAGCACUUGUCUCCUGCCUUGAGGCAAGAAGUGCAGCAAAUCAAGGCAGAUUUGGCAGCAAGAGAAGGAGCAGGACCUGGAGAGGUGGACGGCCACUGCGAGGCGCGGGUCCCACCCCGCACCAGCGCGGACCGGGGCAAAGGCGCCUCCGGACUUCUGCCCGAGGUCCCUCCCGAGCGGCCCUUGGCCUUUGAGGUGGGCCACGGAUCCUUCGCUUUCGCGCCUCCACCGGAAGACAGGUUCCAGGGAUUCCAGGAGGUUGGAACUCUGAGGGAGGCGCUCUCGAUCUGAGAGACGAGAGUCUGAUGCCCGGGGAGGGGAUUCCUGUUGUUUUUUGGG
Effrenium voratum is the source of this 720-nucleotide messenger RNA. The record is from the annotation of a GenBank genome assembly. Lineage: Eukaryota; Dinophyceae; Suessiales; Symbiodiniaceae.